Messenger RNA from Procambarus clarkii (red swamp crayfish), 1227 nucleotides. Lineage: Eukaryota; Metazoa; Arthropoda; Malacostraca; Decapoda; Cambaridae. The record is from RefSeq and is a predicted model, not a curated record.
AUGAUAACAGGGCAAGAAGUACCCUCAGAGAUAACAGGGCAAGAAGUACCCUCAGAGAUAACAGGGCAAGAAAUACCCUCAGAGAUAACAGGGCAAGAAGUACCCUCGGAGAUAACAGGGCAAGAAGUACCCUCAGAGAUAACAGGAGAUAACAGGGCAAGAAAUACCCUCAGAGAUAACAGGGCAAGAAGUACCCUCAGAGAUAACAGGGCAAGAAAUACCCUCAGAGAUAACAGGGCAAGAAGUACCCUCAGAGAUAACAGGGUAAGUAAUACCCUCAGAGAUAACAGGGCAAGAAGUACCCUCAGAGAUAACAGGGCAAGAAGUACCCUCAGAGAUAACAGGGCAAGAAGUACCCUCAGAGAUAACAGGGCAAGAAAUACCCUCAGAGAUAACAGGGCAAGAAGUACCCUCAUGAUAACAGGGCAAGAAGUACCCUCAGAGAUAACAGGGCAAGAAGUACCCUCGGAGAUAACAGGGCAAGAAGUACCCUCAGAGAUAACAGGGCAAGUAAUACCCUCAGAGAUAACAGGGCAAGAAAUACCCUCAGAGAUAACAGGGCAAGAAGUACCCUCAGAGAUAACAGGGCAAGAAGUACCCUCGGAGAUAACAGGGCAAGAAGUACCCUCAGAGAUAACAGGGCAAUGUGUACGAGGUGGCGAACUGCCCUCCUUGCCAGCUGUCAAUGGCCAGCCCUUGCCAGCUGUCAAUGGCCAGCCCUUGCCAGUUGUCAAUGGCCAGCCCUUGCCAGCUGUCAAUGGCCAGCCCUUGCCAGCUGUCAAUGGCCAGCCCUUGCCAGCUGUCAAUGGCCAGCCCUUGCCAGCUGUCAAUGGCCAGCCCUUGCCAGUUGUCAAUGGCCAGCCCUUGCCAGCUGUCAAUGGCCAGCCCUUGCCAGCUGUCAAUGGCCAGCCCUUGCCAGCUGUCAAUGGCCAGCCCUUGCCAACUGUCAAUGACCAGCCCUUCCUAGCUGUCAAUGGCCAGCUCUUGCCAGCUGUCAAUGGCCAGCCCUUGCCAGCUGUCAAUGGCCAGCCCUUGCCAGCUGUCAAUGGCCAGCCCUUGCCAGCUGUCAAUGGCCAGCCCUUGCCAACUGUCAAUGGCCAGCCCUUGCCAGCUGUCAAUGGCCAGCCCUUGCCAACUGUCAAUGGCCAGCCCUUGCCAGCUGUGUCAGGGGUGGGGGGGGGACACGGAGCCCUCUCCAACUUCUGGACAAUUUUAUGUGAGUGGUAA